This is a messenger RNA of Cynoglossus semilaevis (tongue sole), 5145 nucleotides long. RefSeq names its product neurotrophic tyrosine kinase, receptor, type 1 (gene ntrk1). The transcript is spliced from 17 exons. Gene Ontology annotation, biological process: positive regulation of neuron projection development; positive regulation of phosphatidylinositol 3-kinase/protein kinase B signal transduction; nerve growth factor signaling pathway. Gene Ontology annotation, molecular function: ATP binding; neurotrophin binding; neurotrophin receptor activity. Bases 1544 to 3952 code for a protein of 802 amino acids. Lineage: Eukaryota; Metazoa; Chordata; Actinopteri; Pleuronectiformes; Cynoglossidae. The record is from RefSeq and is a predicted model, not a curated record. Gene Ontology annotation, cellular component: axon; signaling receptor complex; plasma membrane.
GACUCGAAGGAAUGGGGGUGGGGCACCUUAUACGGCCCAGGGGUAAAACUAUGGCUUUACUGGUACAAGGGACAUAUGGAUGAUGGACAGCACAAGGUUCUGCAGGAUUUAUAUGAUUAGACUCAGUUAGUGAUGCCAUGAGGAGGUCACCUACCAUAAGUAGCAGCAUCUCUGUAUAUCCAACUGUUUUGCCACAUUUGCCCUAGUGUAUACCUUGAAUGUAGUAUAUAUAACAUGUUGCACUUUUUUCCCAAUUCACCCAGAGUGAUGUUUUCCUCUGCUGUAAAUUCUAGUUUGCUUCUUUUUUUUUUUUGUCAAUUGCAUAACAUUUUAUUUUAACAUUAAAAUCUCAGACACUUUAUCAUCACUUAGGCCAAAGAGGUUUAAUGAAGUGUGAGAUGCAGAGUUCAAAUAAUAAUAAUUCUCCAAUGAAGCAGGAUGGGUGGCCUGUUCUUAGCUGUUUAUCUGUUGCUGCAAACAUCCGGUUAUCUUGUUUGCAGACUUGUGUGUGGGUUUUUAAACUUAAGGCCACUUACACUGGCCUGAACCUCUGUUGAUGAAUGGAGUUUUAUGGAGUUUGGUUUCCCAGUAGAGCUGUUCUGACAAAUGAAAACUGUGAUAACAGUUACAAGAAAAUCAUUUACAUAAAACACUGCAGACUUUUGAUUUAGUUGGAGUAGAAUUCUUGUGUUUUUGGUUUGUUGUAUUAUACACGUAGAGUCAUCUGGGUAAGAACACUGUAUGCAUUCAUUUGUUGAACGCAGCAAUGUUAGGGAUUUACAAUGCUAUACAACGCUUUACAAUUGCCAAUAAGCUGGCCCUAAAGUAUUGCUGCUGUACUGUGAUUUUUCCACAGACGUCAGAUUGAUUACUGACCUCUCAUGUCUAAACAUUCCUGACUGUCCAACAAUCAAUUCUCUCUGGGCAAAGAGCUCCGCCGUCCAUUCGUGCAGGAGGACGCUGCUGCUGCUGCUGCUGCUGCUGCUGCUGCUGCUGCUGCUGCUGUGGAUCUGUCGGAGUGGAGACUCACGCAAACCCACUUUUUGGCUUUGCUUGCAUCUUGAACAACUGGCCGAACACCAGAGCUCCUACGAAAGGGGCAGAUGAGAGCUCCAUCACCACAUCACCAUCUUCUCCUCUAAUCAUUAUCACCAACACACACACACACACACACACACACAAACACACCCAUCAACUCGCCUCAUCCCCCACUAGCUGUCCGAGGUGUCUGGUGACUCUAGCCCCUGAUAUCUUGCCCCUCCCUUUAAAGUGGAGGAGAGUAAGAGAGAGGGAUAAAGUGAGAGAGGCAGCAGCCCACUACCACCCUGUCCCCAGAGGCCCCUCGCCUGCCUGCCUGCCUGCCCCUCCUGCUGCUGCUGCGGCUCAGUACCAGACCCUGACCAGCUGAGAUCUCAUCCCUUCCAGGGAGAGCCAGAACAAGAGUGUGUGAAAGCACCACUCUCAGUCUUCAUCAAAUCAAAAACACUUAGACACUUAACGCCAACUACAGCUGCCAAAUUUCUGAGAAGAUCUUCUUUACAUCAUGGCUCUGGCACCCCGGGCCCCGGUGCUUCUCCUACCCCUGGUGCCCAUCCUGCUCAGCCUGGUCUUAACGUCCGUUUCAGGAGGGUGCCCAUCGGCUUGUCGCUGCUCUUUUGCCAUGCUUCAGUGCCUGGAACCUGAUGGUAUCUCCAGCAUCCCGAUUCUGGCAGCGCAGGAGAGUGAGAACGUGACAGAGAUUUACAUUGAAAACCAAGUCGGCCUGGAGAACCUCACAGAGCUGGACCUUGUUCACUACCGAGAGCUGAAGAACCUUACCAUCACAUCAUGUAAGCUGAGGCUCAUCUCUACCAAUGCCUUCCAGUACAACCUGAAGCUCCAGUAUGUGAACCUGGCUUCCAACGCUCUGGAGCACAUCUCCUGGAGGGUGUUUCAUUUUCUUCCACUGCUCAAUUUGGUGCUGAGGGACAACCCUCUGGUCUGCUCCUGUGACCUUUACUGGCUGCAGCAGUGGCAGCACAGCGAACGAGGCGACGCAGACAAUCAGAUGUUGACGUGUGUCUCCGAAAACCAGGAAAUUCCGCUUGUCUCGCUGGUGAUCGAUAACUGCAGUUUGCCUGUGGUGCACAUUAAAUCCUCUAAAGACAAGACUCAAGAAGGAGGAAACCUGGUGUUUGAAUGUCACGUGACAGGAAAUCCCAUUCCCAAUGUGAGAUGGCGAACAGAUGAGCUCCACUCUCCUUUCUUCACUGAGAAAAGAGUCUGGGGCUCCACUGUGGAGCUGGUCCUUCACCUCGGCAACGUCUCCGCCAAAGACAACCUGCGCAAUCUGACAUGCGAGGCUGAGAACCAAGCUGGGCCGACGGAGGAGAUGGUGACACUGGACAUUGAGUUUCCAGUGAAAAUCCUCUUCCUCCGCGACGCGGUGCCGCAGCAUUUCUGGUGUUUUCCCUUCGCCGUAGACGGGAACCCUGAGCCGAGAAUUACCUGGCUAUUCAAUGGCAAAAUACUAAGGGAGACCCAGUACACCUACACCCACCUGAUCACCGAGGCGGCCGACGGCUCCGUCAAACACGGCUGUCUCUUCCUCAACAAACCCACUCAUAUAAACAACGGCCACUACACUCUGAUUGUGGAGAACAGACUGGGCAGAGACGAGGCCACUGCUGUGGGGAUAUUCAUGAGCAACCCAUUUGAACCAUUCGACCCUGAGGGUAUCAUCCCCAUCAAUAAUUUGGAUCCAUUUCCGACCAACAAAUCAGACAUGGACGUCACAGAGAACCCAGAGAGUCGCGUUUUCAUGGUGUCUGUAGCCGUGGGUCUCGCCGUGUUCGCCUGCACCUUCCUUUUCAUCAUGUUUUUGAUCAUUAAUAAAUGCGGUCAACAUUCAAAGUUUGGCAUUCACCGAUCAUCAGUUUUGGGUACGGAGGACGACCUGGCUGUGUCGCUUCGAUUCAUGAACUUUGGUUCCAGCCCACCCUCAUCGGACGAAGACUCCGGUCUGUCCAGCUUUGUGGAGAAUCCGCAGUAUUUCUGUGGCAUCUUCAAGGACAAAGACAUGUGUGUCCAGCACAUCAAACGACAGGACAUUGUGCUGAAGUGGGAGCUGGGCGAGGGAGCGUUCGGGAAGGUCUACCUGGCAGAGUGCGCCAACCUGAGUCCAGACAGUGACAAGAUGCUAGUGGCCAUAAAGACCCUGAAGGACGCUAACGAGUCAACCAGACAGGACUUCCAGAGGGAAGCAGAGCUGCUGACCGUCCUUCAGCACCAGCACAUUGUCCGGUUCUAUGGUGUCUGCACAGAUGGAGAACCUCUGGCCAUGGUGUUUGAAUACAUGAGGCAUGGCGAUCUCAAUCGCUUUCUGCGAGCUCAUGGUCCUGACGCACGGAUCCUGGAAGAUUCUAAGUUGCCCCCUCUGGGUCAGCUCACUCUGCCUCAGAUGUUGCAGAUUGCUGCACAGAUUGCCUCGGGCAUGGUCUACCUGGCAUCGCUGCACUUUGUCCACAGGGAUCUGGCAACGCGCAACUGUCUGGUGGGAGAAGGACUGGUGGUGAAAAUCGGAGACUUUGGCAUGUCCAGGGACAUCUACAGCACGGACUACUACAGGGUUGGUGGACGCACCAUGCUGCCAAUUCGCUGGAUGCCCCCAGAGAGCAUCAUGUACAGGAAGUUCACCACUGAGAGUGACAUCUGGAGUUUCGGUGUUGUCCUCUGGGAAAUCUUUACCUAUGGCAAACAGCCCUGGUACCAGCUGUCCAACAGUGAGGCCAUUGAAUGCAUCACACAGGGACGUGAACUGGAGAGACCGCGCACAUGCCCCAAAGAGGUUUACCUGUUGAUGCAGGGCUGCUGGCAGAGAGAACCUCAGCAGAGGAUGGUCAUCAAGGACAUCCACAACCGCCUGCUGACCCUGGUCAAGAACCCACCAGUGUACCUGGACAUCCUGGGGUAGGAGGAAACACAAGGAACCCCGGAGGUCAGAGGGAGGUUGGAUGUUUGAAUAAAAAGGAAUUUAAACAUUCUCUUUCACUUCCAUUUCGGCUGAAACAGGAAGCUGUUUCCUUUAAAGUCUGCUGAAAACUAUCAGGAUCACCUGGACUUUUUUUUUUUCAGUUCUGUGAACCGUAUGAACAUUUCAACUUUUUUUUUUUCCAAUAUUUUUGGGACCUGUCAAAUGUUUACCAAAGUUAUUGUGAUGUAGGAGCCUGAGCUGAAGGACGUGCAUGAAAAAAAAAGUUCAACUGUUGAUGUGCAGUGUCAGAAAACUACUGGUCUGAAAUUGUGAUUGUUUCAAGUUCUUGCAGAUUUUUUUGUUGUUUUUUUUUUCAUGGUCAGAGGGGAUGUUCUGGUUUUCUCUUCCACUGAGAUGAUGAUUAUACAGAUUAGGGAUCAUUUGUAUGUAGGUAAUUAAAGACUAAAUGAAGAUGCACUUCACAUUUAAAAAAAAGAUUUUGGGAACAGCAGAAACUGAUUUCUAAAAUAUAGUUUUCAUAUGUAAGAUUAUUUAAAGGUUUCAGAUUGAUGUAAAUAGAAGGACUGGACGGUUUACACCUUUUUUGUUUGUUUGGGUGUUUGUAUGUUACAUAAAAAAAAGUCCUGCGGUUGACCCUAUAUUUUAUAUUUUUUAUAUAGUGCACUAUAAAAAAAUCCUGUACUGUGAUGUAAAAAUAUUGAAUCAGGGAGUAGAAUUUUUUUUCUUGUUUUUCGUUAGUAUAAAUUAUGCAUGAGGGGCAGUUUUGGUCAUUUUUGAAUUUCAGACAUAUUCCACAAUUAUUUCAUGAAAAACUAUUUUAAUGUUUCUCUAUUUUUCCACCAACCUAGCUGCUGUUAGUAGAAACAAAAAGUCAAAUUCGGCUCACAGUUCAUGAAUACAAAUGAAAGGAAAUGUAAGCAAAAUAGAACAUUGUUACAGCUAAAAGCUGUACAAAGAAAGAAAAAAAAAUUCACUAAUGGCAGAAAAUAACAGAAAUUGUUUUUUUAAAUAUAUAAAAUCUCAGGAUAAAGCAAAAAAAAAAAUUGCAGCAAAUACGGCACAAUUACCCAACACAAUUACCUGCAAUAAUAAAUUAAAUUUCCACUUUUAGAAAGCUCUCAAACUGACCAGGAAAAAAUUCCUAAUGGCCCUGACAGCAUAAAUAAAUUGAA